AGCAUACCGUGUAACCUGGAAACCCUACUCAACUGGCUGUGAGAAAGUGUGUGUGUGCGUGUUUUUUUUUCUCCCAACAUUUCAUUUUGUGCCACAAAAAUUAAACGCAACGCAAAAAGGUGGUGGUCCAACAACAAAACUAAUAAGGCAUUCAAAAAGCAAUCAAAGUAAUGUCGCUGUCGAGUCUGCUGCCCACGCCGACCAAUGCGGUUUGGGACCGCGAGGACGAGCGUCGCCUGGCCGCCAAGGGUGCCCCGAAAAUUGGGGCCCUGGUCUCCGCCAAAAUCGCAGCUCCACCUUACGGCUGUCGCAAGGAUUGGGUGCCCCGCACAGAGGCUGACUUUGGCGAUGGCGGUGCAUUCCCCGAAAUUCAUGUGGCACAAUACCCACUGGGUCUUGGUGCCCCGGGUACUACGGGCAAGAAGUCCGAUGCUUUGGCUGUACGGCUGGAUGAUUCGGGCAAAAUCAAAUACGAUGCUAUAGCACGACAGGGACAUGGCAAGGACAAAGUUGUCUACUCUUCCAUCUCGCAGCUUCUGCCCGCCGAGGUGCUGGCCGAGGAUGCCGAAGAGCUGCAGCGUCCCGAUGAGGAGAGCGUCGCCGAGACCACGGAGGAGACGCGCCUGGCCCUGGAGAAGUUGACCAACCAAAAGAUAACCUCAGCACUGCCCGUCCGUCAUGCCCAGAAGUCGGGACCAGCCCAAUAUAUUCGCUACACACCGUCCCAGCAGGGCGAUGCCUUCAAUUCGGGGGCCAAGCAGCGUGUCAUCAGAAUGGUGGAGGCCCAGCUGGAUCCCAUGGAGCCGCCCAAGUUUCGCAUCAAUAAGAAGAUCCCGCGUGGUCCACCGUCGCCACCGGCACCAGUCCUGCACUCACCGUCGCGCAAAGUGACGGUCAAGGAGCAAAAGGAGUGGAAGAUCCCGCCCUGCAUAUCCAACUGGAAGAACGCCAAAGGCUACACCAUUCCGCUGGACAAGCGUCUGGCUGCCGAUGGAAGGGGCCUGCAGCAGGUGCACAUCAACGAGAAGUUCGCCAAGAUGGCCGAGGCCCUGUACAUAGCCGAUCGCAAGGCCCGCGAGGCGGUGGAGGCACGCGCCCAGCUGGAGAAGAAGCUGGCCCAGAAGGAGAAGGAGAAGAAGGAGGACAUGCUGCGAAUGAUGGCACAGCGGGCGCGUGAAGAGCGUGCCGGCCUGCGUAAUCCGGAAAUAGCUAGCGAUCCCAUUGGAGGCGGUGCCAAUGGGGCCGAGGCUCGCGAACGCAACGAUCUGCGUGCGGAGCGGCAAAGGGAGCGACAGCGUGAUAGAAAUCUGCAGCGUGCUGCGCCCGAAAAGCGUUCCAAGCUGCAAAAGGAGCGAGAGCGCGACAUUUCCGAACAGAUAGCCCUCGGCCUGCCCGCCAAGAGUGCCGGCAAUGGCGAAACGCUCUUCGAUCAGCGUCUCUUCAACACCACCAAGGGCAUGGACUCGGGCUACGGUGACGAUGAGGCCUACAAUGUGUACGACAAGCCAUGGCGCGACGCCAACACCCUGGGCAACCACAUCUACAGGCCCAGCAAGCAGGCGGACAGCGACAAUUAUGGCGGUGACUUGGAUGCCAUUGUGAAUACCAAACGAUUUGUACCGGACAAACAAUUCUCGGGGGCAUCGCGGGAAACGGCCGCUGCCCAGCGCAGCGGACCCGUGGAAUUCGAGAAGGAGGAGGAUCCCUUCGGUCUCGAUCAGUUCUUAAACAUGGCCAAGAAGGCGCCCAAACGGGCCGAGGAGAAGAGCGAGCGCAACAGCCAAUCGGAGCGCAAACGGAGUCGUCGCGACUAGAACGCCGCCUACGAUACAUAGCUGCAGCUGCAGCUGCAUUAUUAAUAAUCAUCAUCCAAUCAUCCAUCAUUGAUCAGCAUCAGCAACAGCAACAGCAUCAUCCUCAUAAUUGAUAAUAGACAUACAAACUCCUUGUGCAAAUUGAAUAAUAAUCACACUCGAUACUGA
Messenger RNA from Drosophila obscura, 1982 nucleotides. It is a transcript of the gene Bx42, whose product is annotated as puff-specific protein Bx42. Gene Ontology annotation, biological process: mRNA splicing, via spliceosome. Lineage: Eukaryota; Metazoa; Arthropoda; Insecta; Diptera; Drosophilidae. The record is from RefSeq and is a predicted model, not a curated record. Bases 171 to 1814 code for a protein of 547 amino acids. The transcript has 3 exons. Gene Ontology annotation, cellular component: spliceosomal complex.